AUGCCUCCUCGAAUAUCAUCCUCCGCAGCAUCUUUCACCUUGCCCUCGACACCCACGAUCCAGACACACUGCAAGUCCUGCUUUCAGCGGUCCUUCUCCUCCAGUCCCUCCCUUUCGCAGACCAAGCUCCGGGAGCAAUUCUGGGCCUGGCUGAACGGGCCCGGUGAAAACUUUCGGUAUCCUUUACCAGCUUCGACGAACUACCUCUCGGCGUACGACCGGCGAGGUAAUCUCCUUCGCGGGAAAGAUCAAGAACAAAAUGUCCAAGGCGAGUCAUCAAAAGAGAAAUCACCGGACGAUCCCAUGACCGCAGACGAAGAAGCUCUAGAAGCCGCCGCAACAGAGACAGACCGACAGGGGCAGGGAUACACGCUGCCCAAGGAGUCGUUAGAUGACUUACGACCUUUCCCUCUCAACAAGAAUUUCGUGAGUCAGAGUAUCCUAUCGGAGGAGCUGAGGAACGAAAUAUGGGAGAGGGUCCAGCAACACGGAAAGUCUGUUAGGCAAGUGAGCAUGGAGAUGGGAGUCGACAUGAGGAGGGUCGCCGCUGUGGUGAGGUUGACCGAGGUCGAGAGGAGAAUGAAGGCCGAGGGAAAGCCACUCGCUAUUCCCUAUGCCCGCGCCGUCCAUGGCAUGGUUCCUCUGACGACCCUCAACCCACACACUCGCCUGCCUUCCGAACCCCACGAAUCGAUAAACGACCUUGAGCAACACCCCCUGACCUUCCCCCAGCUCUUCUACCCGACGUCGGAAUCCCGCGCCUUCAAUCGAACAGACGCCGGCCGUGUCUUCUCCGGCGCACCACGCCUCCCGGACGACCAGGAAACAGCAAUCGCCGAGGGCACACACGAGGCCUGGCGGGACAACAGGACCGAGAUCAUCGGGCGGUUAGGCAGUACCAGACCAGUGCUAAAACCGGCUGAUUCGAGAAUCCCUCACCCUCAUCUCAUCGCGUUCGAGAAAGAUAAGUUGGACCGCAGUCUCACUCCUCUGGAACGCCGAGCGCGCCAUCGCGAGAGGUUACAACGAGACGAAGAGAAGAGACAAGCUCUGAAGGCGCGCCAGAGGGGAGAAGACGAAGCCAAGAAAACGCGGGUUGAUCUCGGAAGAUGGCAACUCGUCGUCACCGAGGUGCAGAGCACGAGGCAAGGUGUGGGUAUCGAUGGACGGGGAAGUGGCAAAGGGGCCGUAGGGCAGAGGUAUGGCGUUCCUAGUCAAGAGAGGAAGAAGGGGAGGGUCAAGAUACCUACGAAGGUGGACGUCUAG
Messenger RNA from Cladophialophora carrionii CBS 160.54, 1266 nucleotides. RefSeq lists its product as uncharacterized. Gene Ontology annotation, biological process: mitochondrial translation. Bases 1 to 1266 code for a protein of 421 amino acids. The transcript is spliced from 2 exons. Lineage: Eukaryota; Fungi; Ascomycota; Eurotiomycetes; Chaetothyriales; Herpotrichiellaceae. Gene Ontology annotation, molecular function: structural constituent of ribosome. Gene Ontology annotation, cellular component: mitochondrial small ribosomal subunit. The record is from RefSeq and is a predicted model, not a curated record.